AUGUAUAUGCACUGCAACAAGCACAACAUCCCAUACAAAAAAGUAGGCAAAUUGGUAGUAGCCCGGCACGACCAGCGGCCGUAUAUCGAGGGGCUACAAGCAAAGGCCCAAAACCUUUGUUGGCCUGUGCAUUCGUCAUCAGGUCUUCAGAAGACAGCAGCACUACCCACACAGCUGAUAGACGGCGACCAUGCACGCGAAUUGGAGCCGGAUCUCUCGACAGAUAUCGUAGCUGCACUAUGGAGCCCGGAGACGGGUAUUAUUGAUUCGCACGCAUUUAUGGCAAGUCUCGAGAAGGAAAUCGCUGAAUCCGAGGGUGGAGAACUCGUUUAUCAGACACGGGUCGUGAGGGUGGAUCCACACCAAGAGGCUCGUGGAUGGGUGGUGCAAACGUUAACUGGCAAGAGGGAUGGGGAUGGAGGAGACGCAAUACUGGCUGGAACUUUAAUCAAUUGUUCAGGGCUCUCUGCGCCCUUCAUUCUCAACGCACUACUUCCGAAGGAAUCCCGCAUACCCAUGUACUACGGACGCGGAUCAUAUGCGUCAUACAAAGGUCCUGGAGUCAAGCACAUCUCGCAUCUUAUAUACCCGUGCCCUGACACCGGUCGCACCGUCCACGGUUUCCAAUCGUUGGGAACACACCUCACUCUCGACCUGCAGGGCAAGAUUAGGUUCGGACCUGAUCUCGACUGGUUGGAUCCGCAUAUCGAGGGCAACAUCAACGACCCAGACUUUUGGCAGAAGUGGCUCAUUCCUGAUGAUUCUCGACUGGCCAUGAUGCACGCCGCUGUGAGGGAAUACUUGCCCGAAGUCUCAUUCGAAGGCUUCCAGCCUGAUUACUGCGGUGUGCGACCAAAGCUGGUUGGCCCAAAGGGAGGAUUCAGGGAUUUUGAGUUUCGAGCCCAUUAUCCGGAAGACUUUCUAGGCACAUUUAGGGGGAAGGACAAGCGGCCCAUGAUUACAUUGCUAGGCAUCGAGAGCCCCGGGCUAACUUCGAGUCUUGCGAUAGCGGAGAAAGUCGUAGAGGACAUACUUAUCAGAGAAAAUGGGCAUGUAGCGCAAUAG
Messenger RNA from Fibroporia radiculosa, 1065 nucleotides. RefSeq lists its product as uncharacterized. Lineage: Eukaryota; Fungi; Basidiomycota; Agaricomycetes; Polyporales; Fibroporiaceae. Bases 1 to 1065 code for a protein of 354 amino acids. The transcript has a single exon. Gene Ontology annotation, molecular function: (S)-2-hydroxyglutarate dehydrogenase activity; (S)-2-hydroxy-acid oxidase activity. Gene Ontology annotation, cellular component: mitochondrion. The record is from RefSeq and is a predicted model, not a curated record.